Boleophthalmus pectinirostris (great blue-spotted mudskipper) is the source of this 1527-nucleotide messenger RNA. RefSeq names its product antioxidant 1 copper chaperone (gene atox1). The transcript is spliced from 4 exons. Gene Ontology annotation, biological process: copper ion transport. Gene Ontology annotation, cellular component: cytosol. Bases 156 to 365 code for a protein of 69 amino acids. NCBI's taxonomy places the organism in Eukaryota, Metazoa, Chordata, Actinopteri, Gobiiformes, Gobiidae. Gene Ontology annotation, molecular function: copper chaperone activity; metal ion binding. The record is from RefSeq and is a predicted model, not a curated record.
CUGCUACGUGUUUACAGCGCCGCUCUCCGCUCUGCACCAGAUUUCACCGACUUUGCAAAAUUUUCUGCGUUUUUAAGCCUGUCAACGCCUCAAACUCUGCCAAAAGCAAAGUCCACAUCGACCUGACCCUCCAGUUUCCACACACUACCGCAAACAUGACCAAGCACGAGUUUGAGGUGGCCAUGACGUGUGAGGGCUGCUCUGGAGCGGUCACCAGAAUCCUUAACAAGCUCGGAGAUGAAGUGAAGUUUGAAAUCGAUUUGCCCAAAAAGCUGGUAUGGAUCGAGUCGGAGAAAGAUGUGGAUUUUUUGACAGAAACCCUAAAAAAAUGUGGGAAGGAAGUCAAGUACAAUGGACCCAAGUGAAGGAGCUGCUAACGCCUAACAGACAUUACUCAUUGCUGAAGUGUGUACAUCUGACCUGAUCACCUCACUCAACGCACAACAGCGCCCCCUGCUGCUUCCUUUAGCCUUUCUUCACCGUUUGCACAGGUUCAUAAUGAAGGCAUUUUCCCUGUUUACAAUUGAAGCCAAACCACACAAUUGACCGAUCGGUGCUAUCAAAUCACACUAUAAAAUUACACAAAAAAUUAUUAUAUUCUUGCAGUUUUAGGUCAAUAUUCAUUGAACUGUUAAAAUAUAUAAAAAAAUCAAUUUGACUGUUUUUUUUUUUCAUGUAAACAUUGUGUACCCAGACUAUACUGUGAAAACAUGAUUCACAAAUAAACUACAGCAAGCUUAGAUGUCCAAAAUCACUUCUUAGUCUCUAGAUUUUUACUUGAUAAUUAAUUAAGUUUAAAUUCUAAGCACUGUACCUGAUUUUUGCAGUCUUAAAAAAUGAAAACCGGAGCUCGUUCAUUUGAAACAGUUUGCAGCACUUCCUGAUUAUCAGACAAUAAAAUGCUUUAUAGUUUAUUCAGACCACAAGAUCUGCUUAUACAAUAUAUCUGUACUGGAACAAGGCACAUUUUGCGCAAAGCUUUGGCAAUUAAUGGUGUACUAUGUAACUUUUUGGUUGGGUGUCACCUGCUUCUUACUAUGGAGAUGUCAAUACUCUGCCUAGAAUGUUCCACAGUGUGACAUUAAACAAUUCUACCUUACAUGUAUUCAAUUACAGGUGGUUUUAUAGCUCAAAAAUACCUUGAAAAACAGGCAUUGUGACAAUGAACAGCGUCGCCUCUCCACAGAUCUGACCUGGAACUUGGUCUAGUUUGAUCUCCAUGAUGAUAGAAAGGUUUAAUGCCAUACUGUGAAACAUUCCAGACAGAAGAUUUUAAAUAAUUCCUUAAAAUUGUGAAUUUAAUAGGGACUAAAAAAAUAAUUUGCUAACUAGAUCUGUUUAUGCCUUUUUAUUUAAAACACGUAAUUUCCUGCUUCUCGGAUCAUUUACUUGACACAUAUUUGUUUUUUUUCUGCUGUAGUCUUUUAUUUUUCUUUACAAUCAACUUAAUUUAGACAUGUUAAUCGUUGUAUCAGUGAAUGGGAGAAAAGUAAUCAUUUGUUUUGUGAAAUAAAUGAUGAAGAUUCA